AUGUUGUAUUCAUUAGAAUGGGAACCAAGAGAAAAUUCUUUUUAUAAUAUAUUAAAUAAUACUCUACCAGCUGAAGAUAAAGAAAAAUUAAAACCAUGGCAACUUUAUUUAAAACUUUUUAUUUCUUCACUUGAAAAAUUACCAUCAGUUAACCAAACUAUUUAUCGAGGAGUAAAAAUGGCUUUAAGUACACAAUAUCCACAAGGACAAAUAUUUACUUGGUGGGGAUUUUCAUCAUGUACAAAUUCAGUACAAGUGCUUCAAUCGGAACAAUUUCUUGGAAAAACAGGAGAUAGAACUCUCUUCAAUAUUGAUUGUGAACCUGGUAAAAAUAUUUAG
Molecule: messenger RNA, 339 nt
Organism: Adineta steineri
Lineage: Eukaryota; Metazoa; Rotifera; Eurotatoria; Adinetida; Adinetidae
Source: the annotation of a GenBank genome assembly